Messenger RNA from Glycine soja, 3303 nucleotides. RefSeq names its product U-box domain-containing protein 45-like. Gene Ontology annotation, biological process: protein ubiquitination. NCBI's taxonomy places the organism in Eukaryota, Viridiplantae, Streptophyta, Magnoliopsida, Fabales, Fabaceae. Gene Ontology annotation, cellular component: nucleus; cytoplasm. The transcript is spliced from 5 exons. The record is from RefSeq and is a predicted model, not a curated record. The coding region runs from base 725 to 3019 and encodes 764 amino acids. Gene Ontology annotation, molecular function: protein binding; ubiquitin-protein transferase activity.
CUUCUAAACCCUAAUCCUAAUCCUGCAGAUUUUACUUUAAUUUGUUUUGGUGAAAGUUCUGGAUUGAUGAAACUGCUGUAUCUUUUAAAAUCAGUGUUCUGCUUCCGAUGGAUUGUGAUGUUUGUGUUGUUUCCAAGUGUGUUUUGAAAAUUUAGCGACGUGUACAAUCUGUCCUUUUUUUUUCUUCUUUUGGCCUAUUAUUCAGUUCGGUAGAAAAGUGUUGCGAAAGAAGAAAGAAAAAAAAGGUUGUUUGCUAUUUUGGGAAAAAAAUUGAGGGCAUGGCAAAUCUAAUGCCUGCUUGGCUUUUUUUUUCCUCUUGAUUUGCUAGCUUGGUAGCCGUUGUUUGUUUGUAUUUUUUUCUCUGCCUAAAUGGAAUAACCAUGCCUGAGAUAUCAUGAUAUUUUAUAAUUUAAUAAUUUAUGCUCAGCAAGUAAAACAAGGUUGAGUUUGUUGUUUUCUGCUUCCUGAUUCUUUCGAAGUUUACUGAAAUUUGGUUCGUGUGUUUGGCCUUUAGUGAUUUACUCUCUGCUUACUUCAUAAUAAGCCUGGAUGUAAGGAAAAAUUAGAGAAAGGGAUGGUGUUUUGAAUUUCGAUUCUGAGCUGAUUUUUUAUUGUUGUUUUUUUUUGUUAACUUACUUUCUUUCCUUCCUUUCCCUUUUUGGUUCUGCAGCUAGAAUAGUUGAAGAUUAUUUGGUACCUAAGUUAACGAAGACCGUGACUGUGAAUGAUGGAUGUUGCUGAGGUUGAGGAAAAUCUGUUUGCUGCAAGUGAUGCCAAGUUACAUGGACAGAUGUGCAAGACUCUUUCUAUAAUAUAUUGCAAAGUAUUGUCUGUAUUUCCUUCUUUAGAAGCUGCUAGGCCUAGGAGUAAAACUGGUAUUCAGGCAUUAUGUUCAUUGCAUGUAGCCUUGGAGAAAGUAAAGAAUGUUCUUCAGCACUGCUCGGAGUGUAGUAAACUUUACUUGGCUAUAACUGGAGAUUCUGUCCUCCUAAAAUUUGAGAAGGCUAAAUGUGCUCUUGAAGAUAGUCUUAGACGGGUGGAAGAUAUUGUUCCACAAUCUAUUGGGUGUCAGGUUCAGGAGAUUGUGAAUGAAUUUGCAACAAUAGAAUUUGCACUUGACCCAUCAGAGAAGCAAGUUGGUGAUGAUUUAAUUGCAUUGCUCCAACAGGGAAGAAAGUUUAAUGACUCUAAUGACAGCAAUGAGCUUGAAUCUUUUCACCAGGCUGCUACUAGACUUGGAAUUACAUCUUCAAGAGCAGCUCUUGCUGAAAGAAGAGCUCUCAAGAAACUCAUAGAAAGGGCUCAAUCUGAGGAAGACAAGCGGAAGGAAUUAAUUAUUGCAUAUCUUUUACAUCUUAUGAGGAAAUACUCCAAGUUAUUUAGAAACGAGUUCUCAGAUGACAAUGAUUCUCAGGGUUCUGCACCUUGUUCUCCCGUUCAAGGAUCUAUCGAGGAUAGUGUUCCUGGUAGUCAUUGUCAAGCCUUUGACAGACAACUUUCAAAAUUCAGUUGCUUUAAUUUCAAACCAAAUAUUAGUAGGACAUCUGGGCAGAUGCCUCUUCCACCUGAAGAGUUAAGGUGUCCAAUAUCUCUGCAACUCAUGUAUGAUCCUGUUAUCAUUGCUUCUGGGCAGACUUAUGAAAGGGUUUGUAUAGAGAAAUGGUUCAGUGAUGGGCACAACAACUGCCCAAAGACCCAGCAGAAACUUUCACAUCUUUGUUUGACUCCUAAUUAUUGUGUUAAGGGCCUUGUUUCUAGUUGGUGUGAACAAAAUGGAGUUCCUAUUCCUGAAGGCCCUCCUGAAUCUCUUGAUCUUAACUACUGGGGAUUGGUAUUAUCAGAGUCUGAAUCUACAAAUUCAAAAUCUGUAAAUAGUGUCAGCUCUUGCAAGUUGAAGGGUGUCCAUGUGGUUCCUUUGGAAGAGAGUGGUAUCUCAGAGGAAUCUGUGGAAAAUGGAACUGAAAGUGUUUCUGCACAAGAGGAAGACACUGAGCAGUAUUUUAGCUUUCUGAAAGUCUUGACUGAGGUGAACAAUUGGAGGAAGCAAUGUGAAGUAGUAGAACAGUUAAGGCUGCUGCUGAGGGAUGACGAGGAAGCCAGGAUUUUUAUGGGGGCAAAUGGGUUUGUUGAAGCACUUUUGCAGUUUUUGCAAUCAGCUGUGCGUGAAGGUAGUUUGAUGGCUCUGGAAAGUGGAGCAAUGGCUCUCUUCAACCUGGCUGUGAAUAAUAACAGAAAUAAGGAAAUUAUGUUAUCGGCUGGAGUAUUAUCAUUGUUGGAGGAAAUGAUUCCUAAAACUAGUUCUUAUGGUUGUACAACUGCUCUUUAUUUGAGUCUCUCUUGCCUUGAAGAAGCCAAGCCUAUGAUUGGCAUGAGUCAGGCUGUCCAGUUCCUAAUCCAGCUUCUUCAAUCGGACUCUGAUGUUCAAUGCAAGCAAGAUUCUCUCCAUGCUCUCUAUAAUCUUUCUACUGUGCCCUCAAAUAUUCCAUACCUCCUUUCAUCUGGCGUCAUUAGUGGCUUACAAUCCCUUCUUGUAGGCGAGGGGGAUUGCAUUUGGACAGAAAAAUGCGUAGCUGUUUUGAUAAAUUUAGCUACUUCUCAAGUUGGAAGGGAGGAAAUUGUAUCUACUCCUGGACUCAUUGGUGCAUUGGCUUCGAUAUUGGACACCGGUGAGCUCAUAGAACAGGAGCAAGCUGUCUCUUGUCUCCUAAUUUUGUGCAAUAGAAGUGAGGAAUGCAGUGAGAUGGUCCUGCAGGAAGGGGUUAUACCAGCAUUGGUUUCAAUAUCAGUGAAUGGAACUCCAAGAGGUCAAGAAAAAGCUCAGAAACUCUUGAUGUUGUUCCGAGAGCAGCGACGAGACCCUUCACCAGUUAAGACACAUCAGUGCUCACCUGAAGCUAGUGAUUUGUCUAUGCCGCCUGCUGAAAUGAAACCGCUAUGCAAGUCCAUUUCAAGAAGAAAGUCUGGGAGAGCUUUUAGCUUUUUCUGGAAAAACAAGAGCUAUUCUGUAUACCAGUGUUAAGUUCCAUUGGUUGUUGUAAAUCUGUGUUAGCAUGUUUACUUUUGUGGCCCUGUUUUUAUCCUCCUAUCCUUCCUCUUCCCGUGGGGUGCUGCUUAUUUUUGGUUCAAAGCGAAGAAGAGAUGUACAGGCCUUUGUAAUUUAUGGAUUUUGUUUUCUUCUUUCGCUUUCCUCUUUGUAAUGUCAAUUUUCCAUGUGUUGUUGUUUUUUUUUUUUUCUUUUUUAUGUUCGAGGGUGUUUAUAUUUCACUGGGGCUUCAAUUCUUAGACUUACAAUUUUGAAGUUAA